AUGGCGGAUCUAACGCACACGACUAGUACCGGAAGUACCGCGAAAGAUGCGAUGAAAGUCCAGGAGGAAAUCACCGAGGCCCCAGCGAGGGCUGUGGAUGGCAGCGCGCAUGCGCCGGAGAGUCCCGCGCAAAGAGAUGGUGAGACGGGCGAGGGUGUCCGUGAUGGAGGAGAGGCACGUGAGCAUGCCCAUAGGAGGUGGAGCCAUCACAGACGGACAUAUAGCCAUGCGCACUUCAAGGUGUAUAAGAGGAGGUGGUUUGGGCUAGCGCAGCUGGUGCUGCUUAACAUCGUCGUUAGCUGGGACUGGUUGACGUUUGCACCGGUUUCGACGACGUCGGCGGAAUACUUUGGGGUUAGUGAGACGGCGGUUAAUUGGCUUAGUACGGCCUUUUUGUUCUCUUUUAUUGUGGCAAGUCCUGUUACGAUAUGGACGCUUAAUCGCAGCCCGAAGGAAAGCAUCAUGUGGGCGUCGGUUCUCCUGCUUCUGGGGAAUUGGAUUCGAUAUGCGGGAACGAAGGCGCAGGGUGGCAUCUAUGGAGUCGUCAUGUUCGGCCAGGUAUUAACAGGUCUGGCUCAACCUUUCGUGCUCGCGGCUCCAACGCGCUACUCUGAUCUCUGGUUCACGGAAGCUGGGAGAGUUAGCGCUACAGCCAUCGCGUCCCUUGCGAAUCCCUUCGGUGGAGCUCUCGCCCAACUCGUCAACCCCUUCCUCGGAAGCAUUCCUUCCAUGGUCCUCUACGUCUCCAUCAUCAGCACCGUCGCCUCCCUCCCUUCCUUCUUCAUACCCGCUCACCCUCCAACCCCUCCAACCGCCUCCAGCACCCUCCCCAAAAUCGCGCUCCUCCCCUCUGUGCGCGCCUGCCUGCGCAGCCCACCCUUCUACAUCCUGCUCCUCACCUUCUCCGUCUACGUCGGCUUCUUCAACGCCUUUUCCAGCCUGAUCAACCAGAUCCUGUAUCCAUAUGGGUACAGCGAAGACGAGGCGGGAAUAUGUGGCGCCGUGCUGAUUAUUGUGGGGCUGGUUGGCGCGGCGAUUUCGAGCCCCGUGUUGGAUCGCACGCAUGCGUAUUUACUGGGGAUCAAGGUGUUGUGUCCGCUUGUGGCAGUGGCGUACUUGGGCAUGAUUUGGGCGCCGCAGACGAGGGGGUUAGUGGGGCCGUAUGUGCUUGCUGCCGUCGAAGGUGCUGCGUCGUUCUCGCUGCUCCCGAUUGCGCUCGAAUACCUCGUCGAGAUUACGUUCCCGGCCUCGCCUGAAGUGUCAUCUACGAUCUGUUGGGCGGGUGGACAACUGCUGGGCGGCAUUUUCAUCGUUGUUAUGAACGCGUUGAAGGACCAGCAGCCGGUUGAUCUGGCGAAGGUUAGAGAGAUGGGGAGAGAACAGGGUGGUGGAGAUAGGCCUCCUGGGAAUAUGUAUAGGGCGCUAGUUUUUGAAGCUGCCGUUGCCAUGGCGGUGCUGCCGUUGCCGAUGAUGUUGGGGAUCAAGAGAUUUGGCUUAAGCCAUUGGGAGGGCAGGCUCAAGGUUGACGAGCAUAGGGAGGGAAAUGGAGUUCUUGCCGGGGAGGAAGCUAAUUAAUGGUGCGGUUGGGAAUGCUCGAUGAUCUUGGGUUUGGAUUUUGGAUAUGGAUAUGGAUAUGGACACGGGCUGAGAUACCUCACGAAUGGUCGGGUUUGUAAUAAUAUCGGUGUAUGGGCGCAUAUAGGAUACCUUCGAUGCUAACUGGAAGCGUACAUAUUCUGGAACGCGUAUGUUGCUUAUUGCUCACUGUCACAGGUAAAUGUGAGAUAAAAACAAAUAGU
This is a messenger RNA of Trematosphaeria pertusa, 1799 nucleotides long. RefSeq names its product MFS general substrate transporter. Bases 1 to 1575 code for a protein of 524 amino acids. Gene Ontology annotation, cellular component: membrane. The record is from RefSeq and is a predicted model, not a curated record. Gene Ontology annotation, molecular function: transmembrane transporter activity. Lineage: Eukaryota; Fungi; Ascomycota; Dothideomycetes; Pleosporales; Trematosphaeriaceae. Gene Ontology annotation, biological process: transmembrane transport. The transcript has 4 exons.